CACGACGACGCGACGCGCGCGAUGAGCGUUCAGGAGUACAUCGAGAAGCACGAUCUCACGAAGAAGAUCGAGGAGGCGCUCAACGCCGCGGUCAAGGCCAAGGCGGAUGAGCCGCUCGCGUUCGUGAGCGAGUACAUGAAAAAGCGCACGACGCCCGCCAUCACGAAGGUCGUCGGUCGCCAAAUUUUUGACUCUCGCGGUAACCCGACGGUUGAAGCCGAUGUGUACACGCACAAGGGUAUGUUCCGCGCCAUGGUGCCGAGUGGUGCGUCCACGGGUAUCUACGAAGCCGUGGAACUUCGCGACGGCGGCAAGGAAUACAUGGGCAAGGGCGUCAUGCAAGCCGUGAAGAACUUGAACGAAAUCAUCGCCCCGGCGCUCAUCGGCAAGGACCCGCGCGACCAAAAGGCGAUCGAUGAUUUCAUGUGCAAAGAUCUCGACGGUACGGACAACAAGGGCAAGCUCGGCGCCAACGCCGUGCUCGCGGUUUCCAUGGCCGUCGCCAAGGCUGGCGCCGCCGAGAAGGACGUGCCGCUCUACCAACACAUCGCCGACCUCGCCGGUAACGGCAAGUUGGUGCUCCCGGUGCCGGCGUUCAACGUCAUCAACGGUGGUUCCCACGCUGGUAACAAGCUCGCCAUGCAAGAGUUCAUGAUCUUGCCGGUCGGGGCUUCCUCCUUCAAGGAGGCGAUGCAAAUGGGCUCCGAAGUCUACCACAACUUGAAGUCGGUCAUCAAGAAGAAGUACGGCCAAGAUGCGUGCAACGUCGGUGACGAAGGUGGCUUCGCCCCGAACAUUCAAGACAACAAGGAAGGUCUCGACCUCCUCGUUGAAGCGAUCGAAAAGGCUGGCUACACCGGUAAGAUGAAGAUCGGUAUGGACGUCGCCGCGUCUGAAUUCUUGACCGAAGACAAGUGCUACGAUCUCGACUUCAAGACCGAAGGCAACGACGGUUCCAUGAAGAAGACUGGUGCCGAGAUGAUCGACUUGUACCAAGAGUUCAUCAGCGAGUACCCGAUGAUCUCCAUCGAGGAUCCGUUCGACCAAGACGACGCUGAAAACACCGCCGCGCUCACGGCGAAGAACAACUGCCAAAUCGUCGGCGACGACUUGUUGGUGACCAACCCGAAGCGCGUGCAAGCCGCCAUCGACGGCAAGUGGUGCAACGCCCUCUUGCUCAAGGUGAACCAAAUCGGCACCAUCUCCGAGUCCAUCGAGGCCGUCGGCAUGUCCAAGAAGGCUGGCUGGGGUGUCAUGGCUUCCCACCGCUCCGGCGAAACCGAAGAUUCCUUCAUCGCCGAUCUCGCCGUGGGCUUGUCCACCGGUCAAAUCAAGACGGGCGCCCCGUGCCGCUCCGAGCGUUUGGCCAAGUACAACCAGCUCUUGCGCAUCGAAGAAGAACUCGGUGACAAGGCUGUCUACGCCGGCGCGUCGUACAAGCACAUUGCUUGGUAAACGCGCGUUAGGACACGCUCGGCACAAUUACGUUUGUGCGCGCGUCGAGCGCCCCAGUCGCUCGUCGCGCCCCGCGAUCGCGCUUUGCUUUGCCUUUGCUUGCAUUAGAGCCACACCUUUCAUAUA
This is a messenger RNA of Ostreococcus lucimarinus CCE9901, 1581 nucleotides long. RefSeq lists its product with no specific name. Lineage: Eukaryota; Viridiplantae; Chlorophyta; Mamiellophyceae; Mamiellales; Bathycoccaceae. The transcript has 2 exons. Bases 22 to 1455 code for a protein of 477 amino acids. Gene Ontology annotation, biological process: glycolytic process. The record is from RefSeq and is a predicted model, not a curated record. Gene Ontology annotation, cellular component: phosphopyruvate hydratase complex. Gene Ontology annotation, molecular function: phosphopyruvate hydratase activity; magnesium ion binding.